UAUGUUAUGAUAUUUAUGGUUAGAGCGCGUGGUUAGUGAGUAUCGCGGACGUCAGUGCGGAUCGGCUGCGUCGCCGAGCCCCGUUACCCUCGUGUUACCUUUGUGACAUUGAAAUUGGGUUCUUUUUAUAAUUGCUGCGUGGAUUUGUGGUGCUGGGCCGCCAGGAGCGGAGUGCGCCGCCCGCCUGACGCGUUGAGUGGUACCGUUGCACGGUCGGACAGACUGUAGUGAACAUGACCGGGGGCGCGGACAGGAGCCUCCACUCAGGCAGUGAGGUGGUAGGCAGGCUGAGCUUGCGUGUCAAUUAUAAAGACAUACAAACGUUAUCACAGCCUGUUGCCAGGGUCGAAGCUCCAAGUAAGUCUAUAACAGAGAAGCCAAGCCCGCCACCCCGCAGCGGGCCGCACGGGGUGCAAGUAGUGAAUACAGGCCCCGACCACACGUUCAGCCUCGACGAGGAGGUUCUCAAAGACCUGCUGCUGCAGGAUGACAUCAAGGACAGGCCGGUUGUGGUGCUUUCCGUCGCCGGCGCCUUCCGGAAGGGCAAGUCCUUCCUACUCGACUUCUUCUUGCGGUAUUUGAAUCAUAAGUAUGGGUCAGACGGCGGCGCGGACUGGCUGGGCGGCGACGAGGAGCCGCUGCGCGGGUUCAACUGGCGCGGCGGCUCCGAGCGCGACACCACCGGCAUCCUCAUGUGGUCCGAGAUCUUCAAGGCCACGCUCGACAAUGGAGAGAAGGUGGCGAUAGUACUACUGGACACGCAGGGCGCCUUCGACAGCGAGUCCACGGUGCGCGACUGCGCCACCAUCUUCGCGCUGUCCACCAUGCUGUCCUCCGUGCUCAUCUACAACCUCUCGCAGAACAUACAGGAGGACGACCUGCAGCAUCUACAGUUAUUCACGGAGUACGGUCGGCUGGCGCUGGAGGACAGCGGCCGCACGCCGUUCCAGCGCCUGCAGUUCCUCGUGCGCGACUGGAGCUUCCCCUACGAGGCGCCCUACGGCGCAGAGGGCGGCCAGGCCAUCCUGCAGCGGAGACUCAAGGUAUCAAACAACCAGCACCCGGAGCUGCAGUCCCUGCGCAAGCACAUCACGUCGUGCUUCUCGGAGAUCGCGUGCUUCCUCAUGCCGCACCCCGGCAUCCGCGUCGCCACCAGCCAGGACUUCGAUGGACGAGUCAAAGACAUCGAGAUGGAGUUCAAGUGCUCGCUGCAGCAGCUGGUGCCGAUGCUGCUGGCGCCGCACAACCUGGUGCCCAAGCUCAUCGCCGGCCAGCGCGUCCGCGCCAAGGACCUGCUGCAGUACUUCAAGUCCUACAUGAACAUCUACAAGGGCAACGAGCUGCCCGAGCCUAAGAGUAUGCUUGUGGCGACAGCAGAAGCAAACAACUUAACAGCGGUAGCAGAAGCAAAGGAACUAUACACUAAGCUAAUGGAGGAAGUAUGCGGCGGGGCGAAGCCCUACCUGCAGACGGCGCUGCUGGAGGCGGAGCACCUGCGCCUGCGCGACAAGGCGCUGCACGCCUUCCACGGCAAGCGCAAGAUGGGCGGCGACGAGUUCAGUCAGAGCUACUGUAAUCAGCUGCUGUUGGACCUAGACGAGCAGUUCGUGCAGUUCCGCGCACAGAACGAGUCGAAGAACAUCUUCAAGGCAGCGCGCACCCCGUCAGUGUUCUGCGCGCUGGCGCUGCUGUUCUACGUCGUCAGCGGCGUGUUCGGGCUCGUGGGGCUCUACCCGCUCGCCAACUUGUGUAACCUCGCCAUGGGCAUCGCGCUGCUCACGCUAGUGCUGUGGGCUUAUAUCAGAUAUAGUGGUGAAAUGCGCGAGAUCGGUGUUACAAUAGACGACAUCGCGAACGUGCUGUGGGAAAAUUUAAUGAAGCCGAUGUACCAGACAUGCAUCGAGAAGGGCAUGGAGCACGCGGCGGCGGCGGCGGCCGAGCGAGCGCUGGGCCCGCCCACGCCGCCGCCCGCCGCCAACGGCAAGCACAAGCUGUUGUGAUGCCCGCCCGCUGUGUGUGCUACCGGGACUGCACGUACUGGUCCACACUGGCUUCACUCACUAACACAAAUUUUUGUACAUACUACGCUAAAUUACAACUAAACAUUGUAAUUUUCAUUAAAUUUAAGCACACUCUUUUUGAGUCUCGAAAACUGUAAGUGUUGAAGUCAUGCAAGGUUUUCUGGUAACGUGGAUUUAUUGUAAAGGUCCUUGUAAUUAAAAAUGCGUGGUUAACGCGCUUAAAAAGACGCGGUGUGCAUGAACAAUAAUAACUGACUAUAGUCAAGUGUCAAAACAUGGUAUUUUUUAAAUAACUCGAUUUUUACAGUCUCGAUUACGGACCAAUAGACACAUUUCUUUGUAAAGCAACGAGCUUAAGUUAACUUGAAUAGCAUGUGAACAGACUAGUUCAAGUAAGAAAUUUCUGGCUAAUUUCACUGUAAAAUAGCCCAUAGACUUAUAUUUCGGGAGCCAGUAAAUAGUGCCAAGGGAAUGUGACUCACUACCGGUCGGACUCUAGUCAGUUUAUAUCGAAGAAUGUUCGAGAUGUUCAGUAGCCAUCAGGCCGUUAUGACCUGCUAUUGUGUAUAUGGUAUAAGGGAACUAAGCUAACGCUGGUCCGACCAGCCGACUAGAGAAGGAUGGAAUACGAUAUUUUUGACUAAAAAGAUAAAUUAUUUUUAUAUGUACAUGCUCUCUUUUUGUUAACUGGUAGUUUAAUAAUACACGUUCAAUAGCUUGACUUUGGUAACUACAGAUUCUUUUGUAUAUUUGUAGUCAAUAAAGUAGAGCUGAAGGUUACAUAAUGAUAACAAUGAUAAAUACUGUAUGAUAACUUAUCUUUUUCAUCCUGAUCUCGGUGUAUUCUUAUCAGUAACGAAAUUAUUGUCCGUCAUGAUUUUAAACAACGAUUUGUAAAUUCUGAUUUUUAAUAAAGCCAAUUUACAGUUUUAAAAUUUCUGGAACAUUAGUUUAAUACAUAGCUGAAUUAUUGUUAUUUAUAUAUAUUGUCUGAAAUUUUGUUUAUCGUUAUUUUAAAUCAUGAAUAUCGUUACUUGUUAAAUUUUAUCGUUGACGUACACCGGUGUGUCUGUAAAUUGCGACAUUUUGCGAUCUUAGUUUUUUACUACUUUGUUACUAACAGUUAUAGGUCCUUUGUCGCGUCGUAAUUUACGGACCACCCAAACUAUGAUUGCCACAUCCUGCUCAUGUGAUAAAUCUACGAAUAUUUGAGAAAUAAGCAAAAUAUGACACAUUUUGCAUUUAUUCUACGACAAGGUCCAAGUAGUGUGCCGCGGUCACUCGCGCCGGGUCAGCGCGGCACACAAGGCGAGGGAAAUUCUUAUGGUUUUUACUAUUUACAAAGAUGGUAUAGGUUAAAUAAAGCAAUAAGAUAAAAUAACAAAUCUAAUAGUUAAUGUAUCAGAGUAAUAACUGUGUAAUUAUAGAUUUAAAUUAUGCACAAAACAGGUUUAUUUUAAUCACUUUUAUUUUGUCUCGAAACAUAUGUCUAACACUUGUUGCCUUGCACUGUAUAAAGAUCAUGUACUUAAUUCUGUCAUAUUGAAAAUUUUAUUUUUGUUAUAAAUCCGGGAUACGAAAUUAAUGUAUAGUCGUGAAUCAUGUUCUAAAAUCUAUUAUACUUUUAUUAUUUUGCAUUUUAUUUUCUUUUUAAUAAGUCUUCGUGUGUUCAAAAUUUUAGUCGUUAUGCGUUAUGCUCAAAAUUAGGGAUUCUUCAUGGUUUUAUGUAAAUGGGGAUGGUGCACUGUUACUUCAGGCUGCUGACACUUGCGAGCGCGUUACACUUUGAUAAUAACUUCACUAUAAGCUAAGAUUAAAGUACAAUGUUUGUUCAAUUCAAGGCAUAUCCGCUUGCUUCAGUAAUGCUCUGUACUUUCACUAACUCGCCUUAUCGAAGUGUAAGCGCUUCACGAGUGCGCCUGCAGUGCAGUGAGCGUCGCCACUGUACAGUACUAGUGUGUACAGUAAGUUAGCAAUAAUGAAUAAACGUGAACAAGUGAGCACACAGCUGUCGUUUGGUUAGAAUCUCGCAUCGCUCGGCCACACAACGCAACGUCAACCCCGCCAUUGCUAACUUACGGACACGCCCUCUUAGUUGUUUAUAAACAUAAUGUAAAUAAACGUUUUAUAGGAAAAUAGUAACAUAUCGUGAAAUUUUUAUAAAUAAAUAAUUAUAUGCAUGUGCCAAUCGAAAUUCAUUGAAAAUGAAUGUUGUUUCCGUUUAUUUGGCAUGGGGAUAAUAAAUAAUUCGUUGACGAGUUGAUAGUUUAUUUUGUUGAUAACCUUACGUAUGGUAUGUGUUCAAUACCAAUGGCGGUUGUGAUGAAUUAUAUUAUGUUUGCGACGCCAACAGGGGAGUUUCGUGUAAAUAUUUGUUUUAAUACAAUAAAGUUGACUAAAAAUAAA
This is a messenger RNA of Helicoverpa armigera (cotton bollworm), 4427 nucleotides long. RefSeq names its product atlastin (gene atl). The transcript has 13 exons. The coding region runs from base 234 to 2000 and encodes 588 amino acids. Gene Ontology annotation, biological process: protein homooligomerization; endoplasmic reticulum organization. Gene Ontology annotation, molecular function: GTPase activity; GTP binding. Lineage: Eukaryota; Metazoa; Arthropoda; Insecta; Lepidoptera; Noctuidae. The record is from RefSeq and is a predicted model, not a curated record.